GUUCAAUAGGAUUAAUUCCAUCCCGCUCCAAUUGAACCCUCCGCUCGACACAACAACCACACCCUCCAUCAUUAAAUCCAUAGAUCUCUACAACUCCCCCCUUGGCCUCUACUCCGAUCAAUCCUCCGUACCUGAAGCAAUCCGAAUCUCCCACCUCAACCGCACCCCUCCACCAGAACAAUCAAUCAAUGCUUCUCCGCACCACCCGCCUCCCAGGCCUCCGACGACCUACCAGCUGCAGCCGCCAGUUCUUCUCAACCACCACCGUCAAAAUGACCUCCAACACCCCAGUCGAAGACCUCAUUCGCGAAAAGUUAACAACAGCCUUCACGCCCACCACCCUCCUCAUCCGCAACGACUCGCACAAACACGCCCACCACGCGCCCAUGCGCGACUCCACGUCCAAGGAAACCCAUUUCCACGUAACAAUCACCUCCUCGUCUUUCGCCUCGAAACCCCAACCCGCGCGACACCGGAUGGUCUACAGCUUGUUAAAGGAGGAGAUGAGUCGGGAGGGCGGGAUCCAUGCGCUGCAGUUGCGGACGAAGACGCCGGAGGAGGAGGGGCGGGAGCGGGAGAGGGCGGCGCAGUAACUUUUCUAUCAGCAUCAUCGUUUAUGAAUAUACAUCAUUGGGACGGUUCAAUUUCGGAGGUAGGUAGGUUGGCGGGAGGAGGUCUCGCAAUACAUAAUUGUAGUAUACACAUAUUCUCGCAUCCUGGACAUAUAUGCAUGAAUAGUUGAUCGCUCAACAAAUCUACAACAGCCAAAUAAAUCAUC
Molecule: messenger RNA, 778 nt
Organism: Aspergillus aculeatus ATCC 16872
Lineage: Eukaryota; Fungi; Ascomycota; Eurotiomycetes; Eurotiales; Aspergillaceae
Product: BolA family protein
Exons: 3
Coding region: 273-593 (106 amino acids)
Source: RefSeq, a predicted model, not a curated record